AUGGCCACCACCAACGGCGACGGCGUGUCCAGCGACGGCAUGCCCGGCGGAUCCGACAACGACAAGACGGACCGGGCCAGCUCCAUCGACACGUCGGUCACCGCAGACAACGGCAAUGGCAACGGCAACGGCAAGCGCGGCGACGAACGUCGCUUCUCCCUCUCCGGCGCCGGCAACCUCUCGCUCGCCGACGUCGAGGCCGUCGAGGUGCGCAUCCGCAGCCUCUCCGUCUCGGUCAACACGUCGCCGUCAUGGCUCGAGCCGACCACCUACCCGGAGCUGUUCGCUGGCGGCUUCAAGACGACGCCGCGCAUCAAGGGCCUGCUGCACGCCGUCGACGCCGACCUCCAGCCCGGCACCCUCACGGCCAUCAUCGGCGGCAGCGGGUCCGGCAAGACGACGCUGCUCAACACCAUGGCCGAGCGGGUGAGCAGCUCGCGCCUCAGCGAGGCCGGCGUCACGACCUUCAACGGCGUGCCCGGCGUGCACGGCGUGCGACACGCAUACGUCAUGCAGCAGGACGUCCUGCUGCCCACGCUGACGGUCCGCGAGACGCUGCAGUACUCGGCCGACCUGCGCCUCCCGCCGUCCACGUCGGCGCGUGACCGCCACCGCGUCGUCGACGAGGUCAUCCGCGAGCUGGGCCUCAAGGAGUGCGCCGACACGCGCAUCGGCAACACGCAGCACCGCGGGUGCUCCGGCGGCGAGAAGCGUCGCGUCAGCAUCGGCGUCCAGCUGCUGGCCAACCCGUCGGUGCUGUUCCUCGACGAGCCGACGACGGGGCUCGAUGCCACGAGCGCGUUUCAGCUGGUGCGCACGCUCAAGGCGCUCGCGCGCAAGGGGCGCACCGUCAUCACCACGAUCCACCAGCCGCGCUCUGAGAUCUGGGAUCUCUUUGACAACCUCAUCGUGCUGUCGCGCGGGUGUCCCGUGUACUCGGGCUCCAUCCCGGACUGCCUCCCCUGGUUUCGCGGGCAGGGGUUUCCUCUGCCGCCGUUUGUCAACCCGGCGGAGCACGUCAUUGACAUUGCGGCGGUCGACAACCGCACGCCAGAGCUGGAGCAGGAGAGCAGCGCACGGGUCGAGGCCCUUAAGGCGGCAUGGCGGGAGGAGAGCGCGCACCGCUUCGAGCCGUUGCCCGCGGCGGCUGAUCGUGGACACCGCAGGCGCAAGUCGGACGCGGAAAAGCACGCCAGCUUCGGGCGACAAGUGCGCGUCCUGACGGACCGGACGCUCAAGGUGACGUACCGCGACCCGCUGGGCAUGGCGGCGUCCAUCAUGGAGGCCAUCCUCAUGGGCAUCGUGACGGGGUACCUCUUCUUCGACCUCGGGCGCGACCAGGCAGGCAUCCGCUCCCGCGAGGGCGGCCUUUACACCGCCGCCGGGCUGCAGGGCUACCUCAUCCUCAUCUUCGAAGUCUACCGCAUGACGAUUGACAUUCCCACCUUUGACCGCGAGUCGUCCGAGGGCUGCGUCGACUCGCUUCCCUUUGUGCUCUCGCGCCGGCUCGCCCGCUUGCCGACCGAGGACGUGCCCGUGCCGUUCCUCUUCGCCGUCCUCGUGUACUUUAUGGCCGGCUUCGACCGCGACGUGAGGAAGUUCUUUGUCUUUUUCGCGGUGACGCUCGUGAACCAGUACGUCGCCGUGACGUGCGCCAUGGUCUGCGUCACGGCCGUGAGGCACUUUGCCGGGGCCAGUCUCAUCGCGAACCUCGUGUACACGCUGCAGAGCAUUGCGUGCGGCAUGUUUAUCCAGGUCAACACGAUACCAGUGUACGUUCGGUGGCUGAAAUGGAUCACUUAUACAUUCUACGCCUUUGGGGCCUACGCCGGCAACGAGUUCCAGGGCAGCUUCUACGACUGCCCCGAGCCCGGCGGGCCGGCGAACCCGGCUUGCACGCAGUACACGGGCGAGUACGUCAUGGAAUCGCUCGGCUUCCCGACCGACUGGGUCGCGCGGCCCAUCAUCAUCCUCGUGUGCUUCGUCGUCUUGUUCUGCGCCAUGUCCGCGCUGGGGCUGCGCUUCCUCAAGGUCGAGAUGACGAUUGCCCGCUCCCGCUCGUCGGACACGGAUCUGUCGGCCGGCAAGGAGAAGAUGACGGCGCGGUCCAUCGCCGAGGUGCGCGCCAUCGACCUCGGCCUCGACGGCUUUGCGCUCGCGCUGGACAAGCGCGCCGUCUCCGGCAAGAGGCUCCCGCGCAAGACGAUCCUCGAGCCCGUGGACGCGACGUUCCAAGCUGGCGUGCUGAAUGUCAUCAUGGGCCCGUCGGGCAGCGGCAAGACGUCGCUGCUCAACGCCAUGGCCCUGCGGCUGCGCAACUCCAUCGGCACCAAGUACCGCCCCUCGGGCAAGCUGUCGUUUAACGGCGCCGUGCCCUCCGACUCGGUCAUCCGCUCCGUGUGCUCUUACGUGUGCCAAGACGACGACGCGCUGCUCCCGUCGCUGACGGUCCGCGAGACGCUGCGCUUCGCUGCCGGCCUGCGGUUGCCAUCUUUCAUGAGUAGCGAGGAAAAGUAUCGUCGCGCGGAAGAGGUGCUCCUCAAGAUGGGCCUCAAGGACUGCGCCAACAACCUCAUCGGCAGCGACAUGAUCAAGGGCAUAUCAGGGGGUGAGAAGCGCCGCGUAUCCAUCGCCGUGCAGGUUCUUACGGACCCGCGCAUACUGCUGCUCGACGAGCCGACCUCGGGCCUCGACGCCUUCACCGCGAGCUCCAUCAUGGAGGUGCUGCAGGGACUCGCCAACGAAGGGCGCACGCUCAUCCUGACGAUCCACCAGGCGCGGUCGGAUCUCUUUAAGCAUUUCGGAAACGUGCUGCUCCUGGCGCGCGGGGGUGCGCCCGUCUACGCAGGUCCGGCGCGCGACAUGCUGCCCUACUUUGGGCGGUUCGGAUAUGAAUGCCCGACGCACACGAACCCGGCCGACUUUGCGCUCGACAUGAUCACCAUCGACCUGCAGCAGGACGACCGCGAGGCAGAGAGCCGCGAGCGCGUGCAGAAGCUGAUUGCGCAGUGGAACGAAGGCGCGGGCGAGGGGCCGGCAGAGAAGAUUGUUGAGCGUCUGCCUGAGAUUCAGGAGGCGGAGGAGCCGGACGAGAAGCCAUCGCCGGCGCUGGAAACGGGCGAAAAGGCACCUGCCAUGCUCGACGACACCGUCAGACCCAACAAGCCGGCAUCCCCCCGUCGGUCGUUCAACAAGGCCAGCCUCUCCACGCCCGCCGAGCUGGGCGCCCUCGUCCGCAAGCGCGCCCCCUUGCACGUCGCGCUGCCGCUGCUCCUGCGCCGCGCGGCCAUCAACACGCGCCGGCAGCCGCAGCUGGUCCUCGCGCGGACGAUGCAGGUGGUGGGUCUGGCGGCGGUAUUUGCGCUCUUCUUCGCGCCGCUGGGCAACGACUUCUACUCGGUGCAGAACCGCAUGGGCUUCGUGCAGGAGCUGGGCGCCUUUUACUUUGUGGGCAUGCUGCAAAACGUGGCCGUGUACCCGAGCGAGCGGGACGUGUUUUACCGCGAGGACGACGACGGCGUGUACGGCGUGGACGCGUUCCUCGCGAGCUACACCAUCCUCGAGGUGCCGUUUGAGAUCCUCAGCUGCCUCGUGUUCGGCGUGCUGGCCGCCAUCGCGGUGGGCCUGCCGCGCACGGCGACCAUGUACUUUGUGUGCGUCUUUGCCUGCUUCGGCGUGGUGUCGUGCGGCGAGAGCCUGGGCAUCAUGUUCAACACGCUGUUUGGGCACACGGGCUUCGCCGUCAACAUCAUGGGCAUCUUCCUGUCCGUGGCCAACGGCAUGGCCGGCGUCCUGUCCAUCGACAUGCCGCCGCUGUUCCGCGCCGUCAACUACCUCUCGCCGAUCCGCUACGCGACGCGUGCCGUGGCGCCGUACUCGCUCCGCGGCGUCAAGUUUACGUGCACGGCCGCGCAGCGCCUGCCCGACGGGAGCUGUCCCAUCUACACGGGCGAGGAGGUCCUGUCGCUGUACAAGUUUGACGAGGACCCGGUCGUCAACGUGGCGGCCAUGGCGGCCUGCGUCGUCGUGUACCGCCUGCUGGCAUGGCUGCUGCUCAAGCUGAUGAGGGCGCGCUGGAGGGACAAGAAGGCCAAGGACAAGCAGGGCGGCAAGUAG
Messenger RNA from Purpureocillium lilacinum, 4116 nucleotides. RefSeq lists its product as uncharacterized. The record is from RefSeq and is a predicted model, not a curated record. Gene Ontology annotation, biological process: transmembrane transport. Gene Ontology annotation, cellular component: membrane. Gene Ontology annotation, molecular function: ATP hydrolysis activity; ABC-type transporter activity; ATP binding. NCBI's taxonomy places the organism in Eukaryota, Fungi, Ascomycota, Sordariomycetes, Hypocreales, Ophiocordycipitaceae.